Caenorhabditis remanei is the source of this 1275-nucleotide messenger RNA. RefSeq lists its product as uncharacterized. Gene Ontology annotation, biological process: lipid metabolic process. The transcript is spliced from 5 exons. Gene Ontology annotation, molecular function: hydrolase activity, acting on ester bonds. The record is from RefSeq and is a predicted model, not a curated record. Bases 1 to 1275 code for a protein of 424 amino acids. Lineage: Eukaryota; Metazoa; Nematoda; Chromadorea; Rhabditida; Rhabditidae.
AUGGUAAUCAAUAUUUUUCUCAUUUUGUUAUUUUUAUUGAUAAAUGAAACAACAGCGAUUGAUGAGGAAUGUUAUUUAACUGUUCCAGAAAUUGGCAAACGGUUUGGAUACGAAUCAGAAGUUCAUUUGGUUCGAACAAAAGAUGAAUAUAUUCUCGAACUUCAUCGAUUCCCAUGUAAACAGAACGGAAAAUGUGAUCCAAGCUCAAAAAGACCCAUCGUGUUCAUGCAACACGGUCUCCUAGCAGACGGAUUUUCAUGGAUUCCAAACUUGGCGAACCAAUCUGCUGGAUUUGUGUUUGCUGAUGCAGGUUUUGAUGUUUGGAUUGCAAAUAGUCGAGGUACUCCAGCAUCACAAAAACAUAUUGGAUAUGGUCCGGAGAACCAGAAAUUCUGGAAUUUCACGUGGCAAGAGAUGUCUGAAUUCGAUUUGACUUCGAGUGUUUACUACGUUUUGAAAGAGACGAAACAGGAGUUUUUGUAUUAUUUGGGUCAUUCUCAAGGUACAAUGAUUAUGUUUUCAAGGCUUGCUGAGGAUAGAGAAUUUUCAAAACAAAUUCGUCAUUUCCACGCAUUGGCUCCAGUUGCUACUGUUUCUCACAUCGGAGGACUCUUCGGAUUAUUUGGAAAACAAUUCCUCACUUAUGCUGAAAUUCUCCUCGGUCGACUACCGUAUUCUCCACUUUCUAUUCCACGGACUGUUCAAAAGAUGAUAAGUUACAUGUGUAGUAAAUUCCUGAUGCAGAAUAUAUGUACUUUGGACAUUGGAUUUAUUGAUGGCAGUGAAAAACAAUUCAAUCAGUCAAGAGUUGGAGUUUAUUUAUGUCACACACCAGCAGCUACAUCUGUCAAAGAUCUUCAACAUUGGAUUCAACUUGUCAAAUCUCAAAAAGUUGCCAAGUUUGACUAUGGAAAAGAUGGAAACAUGGCUGAAUAUGGACAGCCGGAGCCUCCAGUUUACGAUUUGACGCAGAUUUAUACUCCGACAUAUUUAUAUUGGAGUGGAGAUGAUAUUCUUGCAGAUACUCAAGAUAUCCGAGAUUCAAUUCUUUCAAAAAUGAACAAAACAAUUGCCGGAUCAAUUGAACUUCCUCAUUAUAGUCAUAUGGAUUUUGUUUUUGGAAUCAAUGCUGCAUCUGAAUUAUACCCGGUAAUGAUUUCCACGAAUAAUACUGAUGUAAUUUUAUUCCCGUUGCAGGGAAUCAUCAAAACGAUCCAAGAUGAUUAUGACAAAUAUCGUGUCUCGAAACUGCAUCAACUCAGACAAUAUUCAUGA